Peromyscus maniculatus bairdii (prairie deer mouse) is the source of this 2254-nucleotide messenger RNA. Lineage: Eukaryota; Metazoa; Chordata; Mammalia; Rodentia; Cricetidae. The record is from RefSeq and is a predicted model, not a curated record.
AAAGAAAAGUUAGUAUACAAUUGACAUGGUUACAACAUAUAGAGAAUGUAAGGAUGGAAUUACAAAGGUAGAAAAUGUUGUUAGCCCAAAUAAAUGGGGAUCCUCAGGGAAUGACAGAAUUUCCUGGAGGAGGAAUGGAGGCUCAGCAUGUCACCCUGUGCCUGACAGAGGCAGUGACCGUGGCAGAUGGUGACAAUUUAGAAAAUAUGGAAGGUGUAAGUUUACAAGCUGUAACACUUGCAGAUGGCUCCACUGCUUACAUACAGCAUAAUUCUAAAGAUGGGAGACUCAUUGAUGGCCAGGUCAUUCAGGUGGAAGAUGGUUCUGCUGCCUAUGUUCAACAUGUCCCCAUACCUAAAAGUACAGGGGACAGUUGGCGGCUGGAAGAUGGGCAAGCGGUGCAGCUAGAAGAUGGAACCACUGCAUUUAUUCACCAUACUUCAAAAGAUAGUUAUGACCAGAGCUCACUUCAGGCAGUUCAAUUGGAAGAUGGCACAACAGCGUACAUCCACCAUGCAGUGCAAGUCCCACAGUCUGAUACCAUCUUGGCAAUUCAGGCUGAUGGGACAGUGGCAGGGCUGCACGCUGGGGAUGCUACAAUUGAUCCAGAUACCAUUAGUGCUUUGGAGCAGUAUGCGGCAAAGGUUUCCAUUGAUGGGAGUGAAAGCGUAACAAGUACAGGAUUGAUUGGAGAGAAUGACCAAGAGAAAAAAAUGCAGAUUGUCUUACAAGGACAUGCUACAAGAGUAACUCCUAAAUCUCAGCAGAGUGGAGAGAAGGCAUUUCAGUGUAAAUGCGAUGGAUGUGGCAAACUCUAUACAACAGCUCAUCAUCUUAAGGUCCAUGAACGUUCACACACAGGAGACCGGCCUUAUCAGUGUGAGCAUUCAGGCUGUGGGAAAGCAUUUGCGACAGGUUAUGGAUUAAAAAGUCAUUUCAGAACUCAUACUGGAGAAAAGCCAUAUCGAUGUUCAGAAGAUAACUGUACAAAAUCUUUCAAAACUUCAGGAGAUCUACAGAAGCACAUCAGAACCCAUACAGGAGAAAAGCUAUAUGUCUGUACGGUUCCUGGUUGUGACAAAAGGUUUACAGAAUAUUCCAGUUUGUAUAAACACCAUGCCAUUCAUACUCACUCUAAACCAUACAACUGUAACCACUGUGAGAAGACAUACAAACAGAUCUCCACACUAGCCAUGCACAAAUGGACAGCUCACAAUGACACAGAGCCCAUUGAGGAGGAGCAGGAAGCCUUCUUUGAGCCUCCCCCAGGUCAAGGUGAUGAUGUUCUUAAAGGGUCCCAGAUCACAUAUGUUACAGGUGUAGAAGGAGAGGACAUUGUAUCUACACAGGUAGCCACAGUAACCCAGUCUGGGUUGAGUCAACAAGUUACACUUAUAUCCCAGGAUGGCACUCAACAUGUCAACAUAUCUCAAGCUGACAUGCAGGCCAUUGGCAACACCAUCACCAUGGUAACGCAGGAUGGCAUAGCUAUCACGGUCCCCACUCACGAUGCAGUCAUCUCCUCAGCAGGAACACACUCUGUGGCUAUGGUCACCGCCGAGGGCACAGAAGGACAGCAGGUUGCAAUUGUGGCUCAAGACCUGGCAGCAUUCCAUACAGCCUCUUCAGAAAUGGGACACCAACAACAUUGCCAUCAUUUAGUAACUACAGAAACCAGACCUCUGACCUUAGUGGCAAUGUCCAAUGGCACUCAGAUUGCAGUUCAGCUUGGAGAACAGCCAUCUCUGGAAGAAGCCAUCAGGAUAGCAUCUAGGAUCCAACAAGGAGAAACGCCAGGGUUGGAUGAUUAAUACUCAACCACAGAGCAAUAAAGUAGGAGGAAGGAGCCUCCCAUCUUCUGGCUGCAGAGAUCCCUGAGGCCCGGCCCAGCAGAGCAGAAGAUCCAUUCCUGAAGCACUGUACACGUUUUUUAUGCAAGAGUGGAGAACAUUUUCUUCUUGACACUUUUGUGUACAUAGCCCCUGGAAUAAAUUCCCAAAGUGAUUCAUUAUGUACAAGGAAGUAUGAAAUUAGGGCACUACAGCAAUCCUUCAUGUUACUCUUUAUCACACAGCAGACUUCUGGAAUCCACCCACAAGACCGUCCAGGUCUAUACAGAGUCAAGAUGAGAUUUUAACUUACUGUGAAAAAAAAAAGGCUGUAUCUAAUGUGCCGAAGGCUCUACAUGUCAAACAAUCAUAACUUCAAAGCCAUCACAGAAAAUAAAGGAUGCAAGCCUUCAGAUGUCCCUCCA